GCCGCUUGAUGUGGACCACCGUUUUUCCGCUUUCCAUCAGUACGAUUCCAACUGCUCUCGUAUGCACGCGUGUAAAAUAACCGUCGACAAUAAAAUUAAUUAGUCAUUCAAAUCACGGACAAAAGUCGAUUGUACGAUAUUAUAACGAACGAUUUCGAUAAAUAAACGACCGCCGUUUCCGUACACGUAGCCGAGUGAUAUCGACAUCCAGCCGUUAGAUCAGUAUCGUUUCGCACGGCCAGGCGCAAAAAUGUUCGGUUUUUUUUCUUAAUUUGUUUUGCAUUCGCUGAUCUAUGAAGGAAACAUGAAACAGUGGGUGGACACAAAUAGUACGAUAAGAAAUAUGAUGAUGGGAGAAGAUGAAUUGCACCCACUGGUCAAUUGUCAUGGUCCUACUGAUAACCGACAAUCGGACGUUCGAAUGGAAAUCGCAUCGAUAAAGUCCACCUUGGUAGUCGGCAUAACAUCCGGGUCAAGUUGGAAUAAUCGACAAAGAUGCAGAAAUAACAAGUGGCGGCUGUCUAUGUUUACUGUUUAGUGUUUUGACUCAAAUCGUGUCGUCCGUGGAUGCACAAUGUGAACAUAAUUCAUUGUUUCCAAUAAUCUGGCCAAACGAAAUUUAUUGUAUGGUUAAGGGUGAAUUCAUCAUACCGUACACAGCAGUCGAAAACAACCUAAUGACGGUCUUCGACGAAUUUUGAUCCGGCGGCCGGUCCACAAGCCCGCGACGAGUAUCAUAUGGCCCUGCUCGGAGCACUUGCGGCCACCGGCAGUAGACGCCAGGGCUGUGUGCUGCGGGUGGCGGCCGACGCGAUAACGUUCUACUGCGGUGGUGACGUCGUAAGUGGCGGCGGUGACAGUGGCGGCAGUGACGGCGGCAGUGGCGGCGACGGUGCCGCUGAAUAUUACCCGGCCACAGCGGCGUCCGGCCGGUUGUCUGCCACCGGCGACCGAUUCGGCGACUACUUCCGGCGGCCCGUCCGGUCCGUGGCCAUCGGCGACGACGGUUCCGGCGCCGGCGGUUACUACUAUGGCACCGAGAACGGUUCGUCAGCGGCCGCCGUCCUGGCCAACGCGACGGCAGGCGUGGAACCGUUCCUGAACGGUUCGUACAAUCACACGCUUGGCGCCGAGGUUGAAGACCUCACCAACUACAUAUUCGUCAUCUCCAUCGGCAUAAUACUGGGUGCGAUGAUUCUGACGACCAUUUGUGGUAACGCGUUGGUGAUUGCAGCAAUUUUGUUGGAGAGGAAUUUACAAAACGUGGCCAACUAUCUCAUUGUUUCGUUAGCGGUCGCCGAUUUAAUGGUAGCAUGUUUAGUCAUGCCCUUAGGAGCUGUUUAUGAGAUAAGCAGAGGAUGGAUCUUAGGUCCAGAACUAUGUGAUAUGUGGACUUCAAGUGAUGUACUAUGUUGUACAGCUUCGAUACUUCAUCUCGUUGCAAUAGCUGUUGAUAGAUAUUGGGCUGUUACUAAUGUUGAUUAUAUCCACACGAGAAACGGUCGAAGAAUAGUGGGCAUGAUUAUUGUGGUGUGGUUUGUAGCGCUAGUCGUGUCAUUGGCUCCACAGUUUGGCUGGAAAGACCCGGAUUACCUGGACCGUAUUAAUAUCCAACAGCGAUGUAUGGUCAGUCAAGACAUUGGCUAUCAGAUAUUUGCCACAUGUUCAACGUUUUACUUGCCUCUACUGGUCAUCCUAUUUCUUUAUUGGAAGAUAUUUAAGAUAGCCAGGAGAAGGAUUCGCAGAAGAAGAGCUCAAAGAAACGCAAUGCUAGAACAUUCGAGGUUGAAAAAGCCGGCGGACGACGCUGCCGCCUCGGCCGAGCCCAAAAAAUGCGGUUUCUUCCGGAAGGCCGUUUUCCUGCGGAUCAAAAAGAAGAAGGAAGUGGAAGAGACAGCCGUGUGCUCAAGCAUCGGUCUGAUCGACGGCCAUUCGAGCUGUUCGAUGCCCGAGUCGUCGCAGGACGGCGGCGGGGGUGGCGGUGGCGGGCAGUCAAAGGCGGGCAACGGCAGCGGAAGCGGUGGAGGAAGCGUGGGCGGAAGUGGUGGCGAAGACAAGACCACCGCGUUCACGAUCACUACGAACCACGAUCAUGGGGCCACGUCGGCGGCACACCAUCACCACCACCACCACCAUCAACACCACCAACACCAGCACCAAAAUCAGCUCCAGCCCCCGGUGAUCGAGGACGACGGACCCACCAUCACGGACCCGUCGGCCGGCCGGCACACGGUCAUCGAGAUGAACGUGAAUAGGGUGUGCGUUCCGGCGCCCGCUCGGGUGAAGACGAAGCGCGAGAAGAAGGAGUCACUGGAGGCGAAACGCGAACGAAAAGCGGCCAAGACAUUGGCCAUCAUCACUGGGGCGUUCGUCGUGUGUUGGCUGCCAUUCUUCAUCAUGGCCCUGGUCAUGCCCCUGUGCCAGGGGUGUGUGAUCAACGAGUACGUGUCCAGCUUCUUCCUGUGGCUGGGCUACUUCAACUCCACCCUGAACCCGAUCAUCUACACCGUUUUCAGUCCCGAGUUCCGGUUGGCUUUCACCAAAAUGAUUUGCGGCACCACGUAUAGGAGAUAAUGAAAUGCGCACAACAUUAUUAUACAUAAUAUCCAUUAUUAUUAUUAUUAUUAAUAUUAUUAUUAUUACAUACACAAUACGUCAAUGCGUAUAUUAUAAUAUAUUUAAUAUCCGACGCCUUAUUAUUAUAUUGUUGUAAUUUAUGAGUAUUUCGCGUUUUUUGUGUGUUGUGAAUGUGUAGGUAUAAGUUUUGUGUAUUAUUGCGUUUGUGCGUGUGUGUGUGUGUGUGUGUGUUUGUGUGUAUGAGUGUUUAAACGAUUGGCAAUGCGGUCAUCGGUCUUUGCGAGGCCCACAAUGUCCACAGAUGGUGGCCGAGAUUUACGAGAUUCAUUGUGACCGGGUCCGAAGCAUAAUGCCUUUGUAGGGUGUCGUAAAAUUCGUAGACCAAUAUUUCAGUCAAUAAUACACACACGCUCGCCGACCAUAGCUCGCUUCGCUCGAGUGUUAUGUCCGUGUUUUAAUCCUUUCAAAACCAUUAUUAUCAUUAUUAUUAUUAUUAUUAUUAUUAUUAUUAUAUUUUACGGUAAGAAACGACAAGAUAUUAUUAUUUACACCAUUGUUUCGCCGUGUUUUAAUAUAGCCAUUGUCACGGCCCAUAACACAUAUAUAUUCGAUAAUGUCGGUAGAAAACUUCGUCCCGUUUAAAGACCGCAACGAAAUUAUGUAUCAAAAACUUAGGCUUUGUUUAUUUUAUUUUCGCUUAACCCCGUUUAAAACAAUUUCCGUAUAAAUAUUAUACAUUUUCAAUCUGAAUUCUCUUUAAAUGGACUUCAGAAAGUGAAAUUCUGAAGUCAGGUUGCUUUAACAAUCACUUAACAUUUAAUGAAUGAGUGGCAAGCGUGCCCGCAGGAUAAAAUCCCAACCAGUGCAAGGUAUAAGAAUUACUUACAAUGUCAUACUCGUUAAAGUGAUUAAAGUACCUCAUGCAGUUGAAAAUUUCCAGCAGGGAUGGCCCCUUUGCCCCCCUCUGCGGGCGCCAUUGAUGAGUAGUGAGCUAAUACUCCCUUAAACAUAAUCCGAUGGCCGGUGAUUGGACAGUUCAAUUUUAGUGAAUCAUUAAAUCAAAUCAAAUUAAACAAUUAUGCAACCCGGUAUUAGUAUUUUGAUAAUAUAUUAUCAAUAUAGGUAAGCCGUUAUUCUAAUUCACAGGUGACGAAACGGGAUAAUUUUUUUUUAUUAUUAUUUUGAUAUACUUUUGCUACUGCUACUGCUGCUGCUGCCGCUGCUGCUACUGCUGGAAAUUUGAGUCGGCCGGUUCGACUACUAUUUCGUUAUUAAAUUGUUUAAAUUAUAGUUACAUAGGCUUUAAAUACUCGCCAAGUGCGUUUUACUGUUAAACUAUAUAUAAUUAUUAUAUAUCCAUAUUUAAUGGAAAAUCAUAUAUGAAUGGAUUGUGUAAAUAUAAUUAAUUAAAUUUGCUACUAUAGCUUGUCAUUUUUUCAUAAAAAAAAAAAAAUUGUGCAAUGUAAUGUUUAAGGAAAAUUUACAAAUAUGUGGUUAGUCAAAACGGAUAUAGUAAGAAAGAAUGUUCAACAGUAAGAUAAGUAAGUUGUUAUUUGCUCAGCAUAUACUUUAAAAUUUCUUAUUUACUGUAUAAAUUAUAGAGUUUUAUUUAUGAGUUACUUCCGAUCAUACCGAUUUAAUAUUAUUUUGAAAUGUUUUUCUGAUUGUAAUAUAUAAUUAAAUUAUAUUGUAUUAAGUGUAAAGAAAUAAAUAAUCGACUUGACUUAAGCCGUUUUGACCACCUACGCUGUAACAUAGACUCAAUUGUAAAGAUUCUUGACGUUUAAUUAUCUAUACUAAUCAUUUUUCAAAUAUUGUGUUGAUUAUAUCGGAUACCCUCUAGUGGUAAAUUGUUAAACUGCUCUAAACUGUUUUGGUUUCUAGUCGGAAGUUAUCAUUUUUAAAUUGCUAUUUCAGUUUGGAGCAAUUAAAUUGUGUUAUAAGUUUAUAUAAUACAUAUUAUCAUUGUUAUUAUUAAGUUCAAUAUUCAAAUAAAUAGUAGGCGCAUACACCUACUGAUACUGAAAACCCUA
Molecule: messenger RNA, 4610 nt
Organism: Metopolophium dirhodum (rose-grain aphid)
Lineage: Eukaryota; Metazoa; Arthropoda; Insecta; Hemiptera; Aphididae
Gene: 5-HT1B
Product: 5-hydroxytryptamine receptor
Exons: 8
Coding region: 739-2574 (611 amino acids)
Biological process (GO): adenylate cyclase-activating adrenergic receptor signaling pathway
Cellular component (GO): membrane
Molecular function (GO): G protein-coupled amine receptor activity
Source: RefSeq, a predicted model, not a curated record